Messenger RNA from Hyaloperonospora brassicae, 2244 nucleotides. The record is from the annotation of a GenBank genome assembly. Lineage: Eukaryota; Oomycota; Peronosporomycetes; Peronosporales; Peronosporaceae.
AUGGCGUACCGAGCCCCCAAAUGGUCAGCGUCUCCUGUACAUCGUAAUCGCCACGCGAAGCUGCAGGUACACGAGGGAAGCGAAAGCGCAGAGCACUUUCCCGUUGGCGCCCAGUCGUGCUAUGUGCUCGGCCGCAGUGAGGAGAUGAGCGACAUUCGGCUGCCCCAUCCGUCCGUCUCUCGUCGACACGCAGUCGUCACGCACGACCAGCGCGGGCGCAUUUGUCUCAUGGACUUGGACUCGGCCCAGGGCACUUUUGUGAACGGCCAAGAGAUCGCGCCACACAAACCUCGAGCGCUGCACGACGGUGACCGUAUCACUUUGGGGGCCAGCUCCAAGACGUUUGUCUUUCGAAAUGCAGUUGUUGACGAUAAAGCAAAGGGGCAGGACGAGCGCGUGCUUCCAGGAGCAGCUAGUCGAAACCCUGAACUGCAGCAAAUGAUGCGCGAGAUGCAGAGCUUUGGAAACAAGAAGAGACACAAGAAACACGACGAUCGAGAGCUGUUGGUGGCCAGUGAGGCCAAAGCUGAGGAACGACAGAAGAGACAAGCUGAGAUCGCAGCGAUGACUGCUCAAAUGAUGCAAACACCUGCUGAAGUUGCUACAAACGUUAUUGCCUCGGAAGAGAAGCGAGUGCGAGACAAUAGCGGCGAGGAAAGCAGCUCAGCAGAACAUGAAAGCGAGGGUGACAACGAAGAUGACAAUGACGUUGCCCUUCGAUAUGGCUUGCCCAAGUCUCACGAAGUUGUUCUUGAGAGCCACAUCAAAGGACUUGCUUGCGUUGCUGUGGAUCUGCCUGGCGCUAGGGUGGCCACCGGGUCCACAGAUUACCACGUCAAGUUGUGGGACUUUGCAGGUAUGGCACGUCACGUCCGCCCAUUCCGUGAUGUUGAGGUGGACGAGGGCCACCCGGUUGUGGCUGUGAGCUACAGUCCUUCCGGAGAUCGCUUGCUAGUGGUCACCGGAUCAUCGCAGCCAAAGGUAAUUACACGUGAGGGAGUGGAGGAAGUGCAGUUUGCAAAGGGAGAUAUGUAUGUUGUCGACAUGGCUAACACCAAUGGACACACGCACACAGCAACUGGUGGCCAAUGGCAUCCGAAAGUACGCGAGCAAAUGAUAACGAGCUCAUUAGACGGUACAGUUCGAUUGUGGAACCUCGAGGGUAAACAGACGUUCAACAAGCUCGUCAAUACGUCCGUGUUCAAGUUGAAGGACCGCCGGGGUCGACGCUGCGGAGUAACAGCCUGCCGUUUCAACCCAGAAGGUGGGCUAAUUGCAGGAGCCACCAUGGACGGUCAAGUGCAGUGCAUCGAUCCGCGCAAGGCUUAUGCUGGGGCUGCAAUUGUUAUUCGUGAUGCACAUGCGGACGGUGGGGGUGGUGUCGGCGUUUCUUCGAUUCGAUUUUCGCCUGACGGCAAAUUGAUGGCAUCCCGAUCCUGCUCGGACGACACUGUAAAGAUCUGGGAUAUGCGUAAGACCAAGCAGAGUUUGAAGGUGUUCCAUGGCAUUGAGGGCGUCUUUGGGACAUGCAAUCUUGCUUUUAACCACAGCGGUACGGCCAUCGCUGCUGGAACUUCUGUUCAGAAGGGCAAGGGCCUGCAUGGACAAGUCUUGUUCCUGGAUGUGCAUACACCUGGCCUCCUGGAGCCCGUCGCCCGCAUUGACAUGAAGGAAGACGAAAGCGCAGUAUGUGUGGAGUGGCACCACGGUAUAAAUCAGAUAUUUGUCGGCAGCUCUACGGGAGCUUGUCGAGUUCGGUAUGACCCGCGACAAAGUACCAAGGGUGUUCUCUUGAGUGCUACAAAGAAGCUGAAGGCACAAGGCAAUGACUCGGGAGUGCGCAUUGACAGCGCCGGCAAAGUGUACACGCCGCACGCGCUACCUAUGUAUCGUGAUGAUACUCCAGGGUCGCACAAGCGAAAAUUCGAGAAAGUGCGUGCGGACCCAAAGAAAUCUCAUGCGCCCGAGAGGCCCAUGACGGGUCCAGGCAUGGGUGGUAAGAUCAGCGGCAGUACUACUUUCACGCAGUACUUCAUGAGUAGUCAUAUCAAGUCUUCGUUCCGAGAGGAAGAUCCGCGACAGGCGAUUUUGAAGUACGCGAAGGAGGCAGAAACGGAUCCCCAAUUCUUUGGGGCCGCUUACAGCAAGGAGAAGAUGGACCCGCGCUACCAGCUUGCGAAGCAGACUGUUGAAGAGGAAAAGCUUGCAAGAGAGGAGGAAGAUCGGCGACUAUUGCAGCCAUAG